AUGAAGUUCACCCACUCCUUGUUGAUUGCCGUCGGGGCAGAUUAUGUAUCAGCGAGUGCGCAGACAGUCAAUUCCCAAAAUACAAGUGGAAAUGCCAUUGUGGAUGUCGCAGCCAGAACCGGCCAGGCCCAGUUCCUGGGAUCCAACUUCAUCUACGGAUUCCCUGACAAUGGCGUCGAAGCGCAGGUUUCCAUCCCAGACCACUUUUUGACGGGAAUCAAGUUCAAUGCCUGCCGCGCCGGUGGAGCGCAAAUUGCUGCCGGUGGUUGGGGAUCGGGCGGCUACGCUGAGUAUAUUGGCCGGUUCAACUCGACCCUAUCCAACUACCGUUCCACUCGCAAGUACAACGGCGAGUUUAUUCUUUUGCUCCACGACCUCUGGGGCGCUGACGGGGGCUCAUCUCCGGAUGAUCUUGUUCCUGGUGAUAAUGGGGACUAUACGGAGUUCCAAAAGUUCCUGGCUCAGGUCAAAAAGGAUAUCGAAGCUAACGAUAUGCUGGACGGGCUCAUUAUCGAUAUCUGGAAUGAGCCGGAGCUGGAAAUCUUCUGGAAACGGUCCUGGGAGCAGUAUUUGGACUACUAUGUGCACGCCACCGGGCUCGUGAGGACGGUCAUCACCGGUCCCUCCUUUGCCCAUGCGCCAACUAUCGACAGCACAUACUGGAAUAGCUGGGCUAGCGUUGUCGCCGGCAGCCGAACCCUUCCGGAUAUCUACUCGUGGCACCAGAUUGGCGUCUGGGAGCGCGAGCCAGACCGAUCAGUUGCAGACUUUAAGGCACUUCUGAACUUAUACGGUCUACCGGAUAAACCCAUCGAUCUGAAUGAAUACGCAUGGACGACCGAGCAGAAUCCUGCCAAUUCGGCCUUCUACCUCGCUCAGCUUGAACGACACAAUGUCCGCGGCCUGCGCGCGAACUGGGGUUCUGGCGGUGGACUUCACGAUUACCUUGCGAACUUGGUCUAUAAGAGCGAAAGCGACGGCGAAUAUCAACCCAACGGCGAAUGGCAUCUGUACAACUACUACGCGAAUAUGACAGGGGACAGGGUGGCGACGACGGCAGCGGCGGAUAGGCAGUUCGACGUCUUUGCAACUGCAUCGUGUGGCGAAGUCAAGAUUCUAGCUGGAACCCGAUCUGCCCAGGCCGCAUACGAUGUCAUCGUCCGCGGCCUGCCGAAACUGGGAUUUCCCCGUCGUGGCGAGAUCGGCGUUCGGAUCCUGCGAUUCGACUGGAAUGGCCAGUUUGCUGAUGUCGGAGGUCCGGUGGAUCAGGGCUGUUCCCAUUAUCCCGUCCAGGAUGGACAGCUUACAUUUACCGUUGAUCCUCCAACCAACUCGACGGCUUUUGCGUUUGAGAUCUCUCCUCACGGAAAGUGCUAG
Aspergillus nidulans FGSC A4 is the source of this 1377-nucleotide messenger RNA. RefSeq names its product glycoside hydrolase family 39 protein. The transcript has 3 exons. The coding region runs from base 1 to 1377 and encodes 458 amino acids. The record is from RefSeq and is a predicted model, not a curated record. Lineage: Eukaryota; Fungi; Ascomycota; Eurotiomycetes; Eurotiales; Aspergillaceae.